AAGCAUCACAGUUGAAGAUUUCUCUGAUUGCUUCUGAGAACUCCACAGACCUUAGCAGCUGUAUAUAGGUAGCCAAGGGGACUACUUCGAUGGGAGCUAGAAUAAUUAUUUCGAAGAAGUUGUCUGAACAUGUUGAUAAGGAAAGUUAUGGUUUAACUGAUUAUCGUACUACAACAAUGUAUGACUAUCGACCUCACCAACAGACAUGGACAAAGCCUGUCACUCCCAUUCCAGAACAACCUCAUAAGAAUCGCAUUUACUUGUCAGAGCUGACAGAUGGAAAUUCACCUAAACGGAGGGGUAUCAACAAGUUUUUUGAUGAUAAUCUGGGAGAUUUUUAUAGGAAUCGCACAGAAAAAUAUGAUCUGUAUGCUUCCUACAAUCCAGGGACUGGAGAGUACAGCAAUAUUAAAGAGACAAUAAACAAAUAAUAUCUUGAGGAUAUAUUUAUUUGACAGCAUUUACAUGUGUUGUUUCACCAUAAUUUAUCUGACAUGGAAAAGUAAACUUAGUUUUUCAACUAACAGUUUAUUGUUUUUCUUACAACACUGUAUAUUGCAUGUAGAUGUAUUGUCAUUAAGGGUUUCUUUUGAGUUACACUGAAUGCAAGUCAGAGAGUUCAUUACUGCUUAUAAGGUUGACCAAUUAUGCAAAGCGCAGCCAAUGCAAGAGUGGCAAAACUAAAUGAUGAGAGAAUUUGUUUUCGUUUCUAUUCCGUACUGUUUAUCUUCAUUGUUUCUAUAAAAAUGUUAUCAGCCUAUCAUUUUUGUGUUCAAGUGACCAAGAGUACUUAUGGUGGUUAAUA
Molecule: messenger RNA, 805 nt
Organism: Schistocerca nitens (vagrant locust)
Lineage: Eukaryota; Metazoa; Arthropoda; Insecta; Orthoptera; Acrididae
Exons: 3
Coding region: 90-431 (113 amino acids)
Source: RefSeq, a predicted model, not a curated record